AUGCCACCACGACUCCCAUUCCGGCUGGCCGUACCGGGCGCCGGCAUUGACACAUUCUUGUCAAAUUCGUCCACCUCCAUCCCAUCCUUCCUCCUCCCCUUCCUCCACGUUCAAUCCCGACAAGCAUCGAUUUUGAGCGAGCUCUCCGAUCGCCCAGGCGCAUACAACCGACGCAUCCGACGAGGGCGUGGUCCAGCUUCAGGUCACGGUGGCAAGUCAGGUCGCGGUUCCGACGGCCAGAAACAGCAUGGCAAAGUGCCUGAAGGCUUCAACGGAGGUCAAACGCCCGAACAUAUUGUUCACGGCAAAUAUGGCUUCGUCAAUCUCCACGCCACGGAGAUGACACCGGUCAAUCUGAACAAAAUCCAAAGCUGGAUCGACCAGAAACGUCUCGACCCAAGCCGGCCCAUUACAUUUUUGGAACUCUGCCGAUCAGGCCUCAUCAGCCGGCCGAAAGAUGGAGUGAAGCUUCUCGCCGACGGGGCCGGCGAGCUCAAGACGCCGAUCCACAUCGUCGUUUCCAGGGCGUCACAGUCGGCCAUCGCAGCCGUCGAAGCACUAGGUGGCAGCGUGACGACCCGCUUCUAUACGGAACAAGCCAUUCGACGGAUCAAAAAGGGUGAAAUGCACCCUUUUGUGUCGCUGCGCUGGGACCCUGAGGCUCUCAACAAGCCUGCUCUGCUUGCCGCGGGCGGUCAGACGCUUGAGGAGCGGGUGGCCGGCAUGGGAUAUGAGUACAGGCUCCCUGACCCGACGUCGCGAAAGGAUAUUGAGUAUUACCGAGAUGCAAAGAAUAGAGGCUAUCUGAGCCACACGGUCAAGGAGGGUGAAGGACCAAGUUUGUACUUUAAGCCUCCGAUCAGCGAGGAGCAGUUGAAGGAAUUGAAGAAGGCACGCGCACGGAGUGGCACUGCCAAAGCGAAGGAGGAGAACAAGUUGUGGUAA
Messenger RNA from Exophiala spinifera, 945 nucleotides. RefSeq names its product ribosomal protein L15. The record is from RefSeq and is a predicted model, not a curated record. NCBI's taxonomy places the organism in Eukaryota, Fungi, Ascomycota, Eurotiomycetes, Chaetothyriales, Herpotrichiellaceae. The transcript is spliced from 2 exons. Gene Ontology annotation, biological process: translation. The coding region runs from base 1 to 945 and encodes 314 amino acids. Gene Ontology annotation, molecular function: structural constituent of ribosome. Gene Ontology annotation, cellular component: mitochondrial large ribosomal subunit.